Messenger RNA from Alternaria atra, 225 nucleotides. RefSeq lists its product as uncharacterized. The transcript has 6 exons. The record is from RefSeq and is a predicted model, not a curated record. Bases 1 to 225 code for a protein of 74 amino acids. NCBI's taxonomy places the organism in Eukaryota, Fungi, Ascomycota, Dothideomycetes, Pleosporales, Pleosporaceae.
AUGGUCAAGAUCGCAAUCGCAGGUGGUACUGGAAACGUCGGGCAAGAAAUUGUCGAUGUUCUCACCGCUAACAUCACCGACUUUGUGCGCACCAAGGUCGCCAACCAGCGUAACAGCAUCCUCAUCACCUACGCCUUGACUCAGAAGGCAAGUCAGUUGGAGAGAUACAACCUGUUCGUCUACUUGGCAGUCUGUAUUGAACGAGAUGAUGAAAAAGGCCAAUGA